Molecule: messenger RNA, 750 nt
Organism: Cooperia oncophora
Lineage: Eukaryota; Metazoa; Nematoda; Chromadorea; Rhabditida; Trichostrongylidae
Source: the annotation of a GenBank genome assembly
AUGCCGCAUGAGUCCCGCGAAGACUUCCGGAGAUCUAUUGACCAGUGGUACAAUUUAGCAGAAAUGCAGUUAGCUCGAGGACAAGUUGAUCUGUCGAUUGAAGCAAAUCAGCAGAAAACUGGAAGCACAAGAGAUCGUUUGGUGAACCAUAAAUUAGUAGAGAGUAUUCACCGAAUUGAGAAAGUGAAAGAUGUGCCAAAAGGGCCUGGGGAUGCGCUUCGUCCGACGUCUUUACGUCAAGCGCUAACAGGUGCACAGAAGUCGGCGACUACAUCAAAAGCAACUAAAGUUAUAAAAAAGGAAAGGCGUGGUAUUGUUCAACAAGGAAAAAAGACUGGAAAUACAUUGGCAUUGAAAAACUCGGAAAGGAAAUCGGGCGAGGGAGAUGACGACAACAGCAACUCUCUGAGCUCCGAAGAGUCCAAGCAGAAAUCUGACAAAGUUGAAAAGACUGACGUGAAACAAAAUGUGGAAACUCGCAAACAACGUAGCAGAAGUCUCAGUGACAGUGACACCAUGAAAGUGUUAAACACGAGAGAGAUGUUGAAAGAUCAAGCGGUAUGCCUUAACUCAUACGAGCUUGCGCCUUUCACAAAUAUCGCGAUAUUCCAAAAUCCUAAAAAUUUAUAUCAUGUGAUGAUGAUGAUGGGAACUGAUACGGAAGGUGGCGAUGUCCCUAAGUCUCACAAUUCGCUCGAUGCAACCACUGGAGCAACAGACGAGAAAGCAGGAGCACGUGCAGACUGGUAG